Messenger RNA from Hymenoscyphus albidus, 2293 nucleotides. Lineage: Eukaryota; Fungi; Ascomycota; Leotiomycetes; Helotiales; Helotiaceae. The record is from the annotation of a GenBank genome assembly.
GUAACCUUUAUUUGAGGAAAAUCCAACACCGGUUCCCACGACCUCAUAAAACAUUGCUUGAACCAGAUUGGCGUGUAGUAUGGGAAUCAUGCGAUAUCUUCGCGAAGAAGAUCAAUUAUGUAGGGAAAUAACAAAACACCACAACUCCCCCCAUAAGAUUAUUUAUCUACUCUUUGCAAAAUUUUAAACGACCAGUUUGAGACACACCCCAACAGGUAUAUCUGCCACGGCUAAUCAAGGACACAGAAUUGAUUGUUCUGCAUCUCUUGAAAAUGGCCCUGUAUCUUUUCAUAGGGCCGGGAGUGGUACUCACGGCGGGUGUGGUAUUUCCAGUGGUUGGAGCAAUACUGAUGGCAUUACGGACAAGGUUAAAGAUCAAAACGUCGCAGAAACUUGGGAUUGAGGACUGGCUGGUUGUUCCCGCCUUGGUAUGUGCGAACGUCUACAUCCUUCAACAUCGGCACUAACUAUGCCCCACAGGCUCUCAUGGUUGGGAUGGGGAUAGCCACAAUCAUUGGUACGCAAAGCAGAGCUAUCAACCGAGUUUAACUAAGCUAAUUCGAAAAAGGAGUUUCCACAAAGUCCGUAGGCUAUCCUAUACCUCCAAAUUCGGAAAUAGCGUAUCACUCAGUGCGGCCUACAUACACUAGGACCAAAGCUGCUCAGGUAGAAUACCGUCCAGCUGAUAUGUGUGUGUGUUAACAAUUUUAGGUCUUCUGGAACAUAGAAUGGAUGCAACCUUUGGCUUUGGGAUGUAUAAAAUCAAGUUUCAUUUUUUUCUAUCGCAGGAUAUUCAAUGUCGGCCCCCACAAAAGCGUUUUCAACGUUCUCUCCAUUGUCGCCGUCGUGAUUAUGGUAAUCUGGAUGUUGGGAUUCUUCCUCGCAGUAAUGCUCAUAUGCCCUGGUAAUGUUCCGGCAUAUUGGGGACCUUCAGCUGGCAGAGCGAAGUUUUGCUGGCCGACCACGAAAUUCCUUUACACUUUGUGCUGGUCCGAUGUUGCGACAGAUUUGAUUGUUCUUGUGAUGCCUAUUCCAUCAGUAGGUUUCAACUACUUCUACUCGUUUAGUACCUUGCUAAUGGUCGUCACAGGUACUGAAGCUACGUUUGCCCACACGAAAAAGGUCGCACUUCUCGGCGUUUUUGCUGUUGGAGCGGUGUACGUUUUCUUGAUUUAAUUUAACUUUGCAUUGCUGACGUGUUAUAGAACUGUGGCCGCUUCUAUAGUCAGGGCGGUAUUUUACUUGAGACUUCUCAGCGGUAUGUUCGUUGCUGUGCUCAAAGAGUAAAUUAAUGAACUAACCUUGUCGCAGCCGAAAAGGUCAUUGCUAGUACCCUCGACCCGAACAGUAAGUGCAAAGUCAUAUUGCAUUUCGAAAUGAUCAUUGACCAUUGAUACUAGUGCUCAACACAAAUGGCAUAUAUUGGAUGCUCAUGGAGACUGGCUUGGCUUUGAUUGCUGUGAAUCUUCCUCUACUUUACGGCUCCGUGAAAGACGAGGGUGUAGAAUCAGUUGUUCGAUCCGUGCGGAGUUUUGCUUCUAUUGUUUCGACUAGCUCGCGAAGCAGUUCCAAGCAAAAUAAAAAGGAUGCUACUGCACACAAAGCCAGUGGAACCUUAGACGGGCGAGAAAGCAUUGAGCUGGUCCCAACCGCGUUUGUCGCGACGGCUAAAGCAGCACAAAGUGAGUCUUUAAGCAAUGUCGACGUAGAGACUAGCAACAUCAAGGUCACAAAGUCAUACAGCACUGAUCGAAGGGCAUGAGAAACGAGUGUCUACCUGGUUUGGAAAGCAAAGACAAGGAGUACUCGGCAACGAUGUUCUAUGUGUUAUAUAAGGCUUCAAAGCUCUAUAAUGCAAAUCUUCCCCAAGUCUGGUUCUCUAUUUUAUGUAAAUGUUUGAUCGUGGUCACUUAUUGUACUUCGCGCAUUUAUUUCAAAUUCUCCGAAGACACAGGAGGUUUGCACAUAUAUUACUGUAACUAAGCUGGAUCAGUCUGUUUUCGGUUUUUCCCCCACACCAACUGCGGCAGAUAAUGGAAUUCUGGUACCCCUAUCGUACUUUACCUCCAGAAACUUCUCCAUCUCGACCCUGACCUUGUCCAAAUCUCCCUUGAAGCUCCCUUGUCUGUCGACCGGCAUCGGAUUCCCACUCUCCCAGAAGAACUUCAAAAACCCCUCCUUUCCAACGUCAAAACCAAGAUGUACAACUUCGGUUUUCACAUUCAAGAACCCCGAUCUUUCCAGUCCCUUUUCCAAGUCCGCGCAACCAGUCCAUGCCUGGGGUGUUAAAAUC